CAUGAUUCAAAAGUAUUUAGUUUAUCAUAGCGUUCAGUGUACUUAGUGCGAAUUAGUGAGAUAUUGUGAUAUUUGAAUUUAUUUUUGUUAUUUUAUAUUAAAACCAUGGGUAAAGAUGACAAAGAAGACAGCGGCUUCGGCUUCAAAGACAAAGCCAAAGCAGAAGAGACCCUCCGUCUUCUAGAAGAACACGAUGCUAACUACCGCAGAUUGACGGUUAGAGGUCUAUUGGGAAGGGCUAAAAGGGUACUCUCUAUGACAAAAGCGGAAGAAAAAAUUAAAAAUAUAAAAGAAGCGAUGGAAGUAUUUGAGAAUUGGCUCGCAGAUCUCGAUAAGAAUAAAGAGAAGAAACCAGAGAAGAAGAAAGAGGUAGAAGAGAAGAACGGAGAGGAUAAGGAAGAAGACUCAGAUGUAGAAAUGGAAGAGAAGAAACCGGAAAAGAAAGAAUUACCGGCUGAUACCGUGCCGGGGUUAGGUUUUAAAGAUAAGGAAGCGGCUGAAAAUACCCUCAAAGAGUUGGAAGGUCGAGAUCCCGAUUAUCAGAAACUUGCUGUAAAGGGCCUUAUUGGAAGGGCUAAGCGUGUGUUGACAUGCACCCGAGACGAAACAAAACUCUCAAACAUAAAGGAAUCCAUCACGAUCUUCGAGAAGUUUCUCGACGAUUUCGACACAAUGCACUUGAGUAAACAGAACAAUCCGUAUGUCAGUUUGAGUGUUGUGAGGACUUGUGUGGAAAUGGCUGGGGAUAGUGUUAGUGAACAACAGAAAGCGUUCAUAGCAGCAUACACAUCUGUGAAUGGCGAAUACAAGAGAUUGAGAACUGUUCUAGAGAAGGAAGAUGGGAAAUCGUGGGAUAUUGUGAGGAAUUCCAACUUAAAGGAGCUGAAGGAAAAGCACGCUGAAGCAAAGCUCUUCAACGAAAAAGACGAACCAACACCCGAACAUCUAGAAAUGUUACUCUGGGCAUAUUCACCGGAACUUGCCAGAGUUAAAAAACUUAUACCAGAGACUAAAGAGUCCAAAGAUGACACACAAACUGACAGGAAGAGACGUCACAGUGACAGGGAGGAAUCUCCGAGCAAGAAGAAAAAGGAAUAAUGUGAUUUAUGGCAUUUAUUAAUAAAUAUUUGUUUUUU
This is a messenger RNA of Colias croceus (clouded yellow), 1136 nucleotides long. RefSeq lists its product as uncharacterized. NCBI's taxonomy places the organism in Eukaryota, Metazoa, Arthropoda, Insecta, Lepidoptera, Pieridae. The transcript is spliced from 8 exons. Bases 106 to 1098 code for a protein of 330 amino acids. The record is from RefSeq and is a predicted model, not a curated record.